Messenger RNA from Cryptomeria japonica (Japanese cedar), 930 nucleotides. Its product is annotated as calcium-dependent protein kinase 12. Gene Ontology annotation, molecular function: ATP binding; protein serine/threonine kinase activity. The record is from RefSeq and is a predicted model, not a curated record. Gene Ontology annotation, cellular component: nucleus; cytoplasm. NCBI's taxonomy places the organism in Eukaryota, Viridiplantae, Streptophyta, Pinopsida, Cupressales, Cupressaceae. Gene Ontology annotation, biological process: protein phosphorylation; mitotic DNA damage checkpoint signaling. The transcript has 3 exons. The coding region runs from base 34 to 840 and encodes 268 amino acids.
UAAAACGCUGCAUAAUUAAUUAUUACAGUAAAGAUGUCGAUUCUUGGUGAAUACCAGCUAGGCAGGAAGAUCGGUUCUGGAGGAGACGGAAUAGUGGUCGAAAUAAUUCAUUUGCAAAGUCGACAGAAAUUGGCCUGUAAAAUUAUUCCAAGCAAAUCAGUAAAGCAGGAAGAAAUUGAGAUAUGGAGAGAUUUAUCUGGGCAUCCAAAUGUUCUUGGCUUAAGAAAUGUGCAUCGCCACAAAGGAAAAUUUUACAUGAUGACAGAUCUUUGUGAGGGAGGAGACCUGUGUUCUUAUCUCAUAAACCAUGCAAAUGCUCCAUUAUCUCACCAAAAUGCUGCAUGCAUUAUCAAAUCUUUAAUGGAAGCUCUUCAGCACUGCCAUGGAAUGGGAGUUGUACACAGAGAUGUAAAGCUUGACAAUAUACUUUUGAAUUCUCAGACCAAUUUCAGUGACAUAAAACUGGGAGACUUUGGACUAGCUGCUCCUUUUAGCCAAGGAGAGCUUUUGUAUCAUGAUGUUGGAACUUUGCAAUAUGUUGCUCCAGAAGUUUUGUUGUGGGAGGGGUAUUCCAAGGAGGUUGAUAUUUGGAGUGCAGGAAUUGUUUUGUUUUGCCUUCUGACAGGUUGUUUUCUUUAUGAUUCUGGUGAUUCUGAAGACAUAAGAGAACAGAUUAAGACAGCUAAUACACAACUUGAUAUUGAUGAAGAUGUUGGCAUUCCCUCUCAAGCCAAAGAUCUUCUCAAGGGAAUGCUCAACAAAAAUGUCAAGGAGAGGUUUACCACAAAUCAGAUUUUAUGUCAUCCAUGGAUUUUGGAAAAUACUAGCAGACACGGUUAAAAUAUAAUUUCACCAUGGGUUCUGGGAAAUUGAAAAUUUUAGUUGAUUUAUUUGGAGAAAGUUUUUUUAUAUUGUAAAUGAAUUGUUAUU